Molecule: messenger RNA, 1056 nt
Organism: Fraxinus pennsylvanica
Lineage: Eukaryota; Viridiplantae; Streptophyta; Magnoliopsida; Lamiales; Oleaceae
Source: the annotation of a GenBank genome assembly
AUGGAGAAUUCCAAUACAAGCAGCCCGACAAACCCGAUUGAAGAUGAAGAGACGAUAGAUGAAACUGAAAAUGAAGGCAAACCCAUGUAUGGGAACAGCUCAAGCAACAGUACUGUUGAAGAGAAUGGAAAAAAGGCCAGUUCUGGAUCUAUAAGGCAGUACAAUAGAUCAAAAACACCUCGCCUUCGAUGGACACCGGAACUCCACCUUUGCUUUGUUCAUGCAGUUGAAAGACUAGGAGGACAAGACAGAGCAACUCCAAAGUUGGUUCUUCAAUUGAUGAACAUUAAAGGCCUUAGCAUUGCUCAUGUCAAGAGCCAUCUUCAGAUGUACAGAGGCAAGAAGAUAGACGACCCUAAUCAAGUUAUUUCGGAGCAACAGAUUCUUCUUGAUGGUGGAGAUCGCCAUAUUUAUAACCUUCGUCAGCUUCCAAUGCUACAAACUUACAGUCAAACACCUAUUUCGAGUUUACGCUAUGGAGAUGCCAUUUGGAGUCACCAUGCCAAUUCUGUGUAUAGUCCUUCUCACAACGGAUCAAGUACUAUAAAUAAAGUGUAUGGAUCUGCUUCUGAGAGGAUUUUUAGGGGCGAUAACAAGGGAUAUAUUCAGGGUUAUGAUUUUCACAUGAAUAAGCAAGUGCCUUGCUGGAGAACCCUUGAAAAUGAUCAGAAAGAACCAGAAAGAGUAUUCCCAAAUCAAAAUCUUUGGCAAACUCAAGUUGGAAUAAGCUUAUCAAACCCAAAUCUCAGUAGCAAAUUACAAGAUAGAAAGUCUGAACGCACAAAUCAUUUUCAAACUUCGUUCCCUCAAAGUGAAAAGACUCCAGUGGUAGGUCAAGGAGAUACAAACGCAUUGAAAAGAAAGUUUUCAGAGGUGAAUCUUGAUCUAAAUUUAUCUCUAAAAUCGACAUGUGAAAUCGAGGGGAGAAAUCAUACAAGUUCCAAGAAUGAUGUAGUUGAUAGUAGCUUAUCUCUGUCCUUGUUUUCUUCAUCCUCAAAGGAAAAUCACAGAAAGCAUGCAAGAAUGGAGACUAGUACUUUAGAUCUGACUUUGUGA